AUGACGAUCAAAUUUACCGUAUACAAAGGCUCCAAGGAAGGAAUAAAACAAGCGCAAACCGAGCGGAAAGACCUUGAGCACGAUGAUGUCCUCAUACGAACCACGCACUCGGGAGUGUGCGGCACGGACGUCCACUACCAAUCCACUGAUAUGGCCCUUGGCCAUGAGGGAACGGGUGUGGUGGAAGCAACUGGACCAGAUGUGAAGCUUUUGAAGAAAGGUGAUCGCGUGGGCUGGGGUUAUGAGCAUGACUGCUGUGGUACCUGCAAACAAUGCCUCACCGGAUGGGAGACAUUGUGCAGGGAGCGAAAGAUGUACGGCCUGGACGCUCUCGAUCAGGGAUCUUUCGGCACACAUGCUGUGUGGCGUGAGGCCUUUUUGUUCAAGAUCCCCGAAAAUAUGAGCAACGAGGAUGCGGGACCCUUGAUGUGUGGUGGAUCAACUGUUUUCAACGCCCUCCACGUCGCAGAGGUUCGUCCAACCGCGCGCGUUGGUAUUGUCGGAGUCGGCGGUCUGGGACAUCUGGCUAUCCAGUUCGCCGCAAAGAUGGGCUGUCAAGUCGUCGUCUUCUCCGGGACAGAUAGUAAGAAGAAUGAGGCGAUGAAGCUGGGAGCCUGCGAAUUUUAUGCCACCAAGGGUGCGAAGGAGUUGAAGGUUAAAGCCCCAAUCGAUAAUCUCAUUGUGACGACUAGCAGUCAGCCCGAUUGGCCACUCUACUUGAAUAUCAUGGCCCCCGGUAGUGUCAUUUCGCCUCUGUCCGUCGAUUCGAACGAUCUCAAAAUCCCAUAUAUGCCUCUGCUCUCGAAUGGCCUUCGGAUUCAGGGAGGUAUCGUGGCUUCGAGACAGGUCCACAAAGAUAUGCUUGAGUUUGCUGCAUUCCACAACAUCAAGCCGGUCAAGAUGACUUUCCCUUUGACGUUGGAUGGCGUUAAACAAGCCUUGAAGACACUCGAUGAUGGGAAAAUGCGCUAUCGCGGCGUUUUGGUGGCACCCUAG
Messenger RNA from Penicillium coprophilum, 996 nucleotides. Its product is annotated as NAD(P)-dependent alcohol dehydrogenase. Lineage: Eukaryota; Fungi; Ascomycota; Eurotiomycetes; Eurotiales; Aspergillaceae. The record is from RefSeq and is a predicted model, not a curated record. Gene Ontology annotation, biological process: alcohol metabolic process. Bases 1 to 996 code for a protein of 331 amino acids. The transcript has a single exon. Gene Ontology annotation, molecular function: zinc ion binding; alcohol dehydrogenase (NADP+) activity.